This is a messenger RNA of Sinocyclocheilus grahami, 2136 nucleotides long. RefSeq names its product YTH N6-methyladenosine RNA binding protein C1 (gene ythdc1). The record is from RefSeq and is a predicted model, not a curated record. Gene Ontology annotation, molecular function: RNA binding. Lineage: Eukaryota; Metazoa; Chordata; Actinopteri; Cypriniformes; Cyprinidae. Bases 138 to 1424 code for a protein of 428 amino acids. The transcript is spliced from 9 exons.
AGGAGAAAAUUGCUUUCUUGGGGGAAGAAAUUAGAUUGAGUGCAUAAUCUAGUGUAAUAAUUUGCUAAUUAGAUAUUGUUGCAUUUACUGUCUGAUCCUUUAUCACCUCCUUUUCAUAUUAUGCAAUACAUAGAUACAUGGUGUGUAAUACAAACCCUUGUUUUCAGAAGAUGCAGAGGACUAGUGAGGACCGUACAGGCAGGGCAAGUCACUCCUCCAGAGAGGAAGAGGCUCAUUCAGAAGAAUAUGCAACUGGCAGCUCUGCGGCUUCCUCUGAGGGCAACUGCUCGGAUGUCGAAGAGGAAGGAGCCAUGCAGGGGGAAGGAGAAGAGAAGGAAGGAGAAGAGGAGGAGGAGGAAGAGGAGGAGGAAGGGGAUGAAGAAGAGGAGGAGUAUGAACUGGAGGAGGAGGACCCACGGGAGGGAAAUGAGCAGAAUGACUACGAUACUCGCAGUGAGGCCAGUGAUUCCCAGUCUGAGUCUGUGUCCUUCUCGGAAGGAGAGUCUGUGCAUUCAGCCUCAGGCUCAGAGGCGUCAGGUAUGAGCAGUGAGCAGCGGUGGGUGGGCCUGAGUGGGCGGCGGCCGGCGGGCUUGAGAACGGCCCGGCCGAACUCAUGGAAUGAGCACAAGCCUGUGAAGAUUGGACGUGAUGGACAGGAGAUCGAACCAGGCUGCGGGACACAGCUGUGCAUGCUCUUUCCACCUGAUGAGAGCAUUGACUUGUAUCAAGUCAUUCACAAAAUGCGCCACAAGAGAAGGAUGCACUCAGAGCCUCGAUCUCGGGGCCGACUGCCCCACAGAGAGCCCGUCCCUCGGGACAUGGGAAGGCGUCGUCCAGAGGAAUAUGACAUGCACAACCGGAAGCGGCCCAGGAUUGAUUACACGCCAGAAUUCCCCCAGAGACCAGGUUUUAUGCAGGACCCUCGCAAUCCACCUGUGGACAGGCGCUUCUCUGGUGUUAGAAGAGAUGUGUUUCUCAACGGAUCCUACAAUGACUAUAUGAGAGAAUUCCACCACAACAUUGGGCCUCCACCACCAUGGCAAGGAAUGGCCCCAUACCCUGGAAUGGAGCAUCCUCCCCAGCACCCGUACUACCAGCAUCAUCCUCCUCCACCCCAAGCCCACCCUCCUUACUCCGGACACCAUCCCAUGCCCCACGAUGCCCGCUUCAGGGAAAAGAGGGUCGUUCGCUCUUUCGCCUCCAGUUUGCAUGACUAUGACAUGCGUGUGGAUGAUUUCCUGAGACGAACACAGGCGGUGGUGAGUGGACGCAGGAGCCGACCACGUGAGCGGGACCGACAGAGAGAGCGCGAGCGGCCACGGGACGGGCGUCGUGACCGAGAACGAGAGCGUGGCAGAGAACGGGACCGUGAGAGAGAGCGAAUUCGAGACCGUGAGAAGGAGAGGGGCCGAUACCGGAGAUAGGGGAAAAUAGGUUUAAACCUAUUUUUUCCAUUUGUUUUUGCCCCACUUUUCAUUUUGUAGAUUUUGUUAGAUUUUUUUUUUUAAUAGAGUUGAAGUUUAUCGUAAAGCUGAACUGAAUAUUUCUGGGCAUUUUGUAAAAUAAAUUUUUUUUUUCUCAAUCUUACGCCAUUGUUAGCAUCAUGCAUGCAGUGCAUUUAAAAUUUAACUGAAAACCAAAAAGCAUUUUUACCCUCAAUUCUUUUUAUUUUCUCUUUUUAAUCAUUGGUUCUGUAGCUGAUCCUGCAAUGUUGAGAAGGAGCUUGUUUUCCCUGUGCUUUUUUUUUUUCUCUCUCUCUUUCUCCCCCCACUUUAGAUUGUGAGCCAGACUUGUGCGUUCCUUACAUGGCUGUUGCAGUUUUUAGGUGUUUGCUAACUCUGUGCUUGUCUUUGUGAUUUCUGUUGUACAUUUAAAUAAGGUCAUUGGUGCCAGUAAUCCAAGGCACUGCUAAAUAUGACAAUGUUGUAUCAAGUAUGUUUCUAUAGCUUUGUCUGCAACCAGGCUUGUUUUUCUAGAGACGUGGGUAAAUAUUCCCACAUUUGCUUCUUGUCCAGUAAAAAGAUAAAUGUCAUGAAGGUUUGUAAAUUGACUUAAGUCAUUUGUUGUUGGAGUAUCUGAUGGAUACUAUAUGGAUACAUUUUGUACAAAACAAAAAAUAAAAGAAAGUGAAUUGCU